AUGCCUCACAAGGACAGUGUAACAGAGGCCACAAAUGGAUCCAAAUACCCCUUCGUUGCUCUUUAUACCGAGUCCUUUCCCACCGAGGGCCAUGCUGCUCUCGCUGUCCGAGGCAUCUUGAAGCAGCAAGUGCCUUACCUGCUCCCAUCUGUGCACAAGGACUAUGCCGAAGAUGUCCGUUUCUAUGACUGUUGGAGCAAGCUCACGCCAUUCUCACUUGUUGAUGCUCCGAACAUUGCUCAAUCAACCGGUGCUCCCGCCACAACGGGUUUGGGUAUUCCCAAUGGCGGUCUCCAGGUCGUGAUUCCGUCUCUAGCAGUAUACAGAAAGAUUCUCGCCCAGCUUGCCCUGCCUGCCAAAAUCUUACAAUAUGACUUUGCGGAUCAGUCUCUUCUCGGGGACAUGUUCUGUGGUCGCUGGGUUGCCCUCCCUUAUGUGUACAAUGCGCUCAAGACCUUGCGGUGGGAGGGGGUUCAUGACGCGAUCUGGCGAGAUGAGCGGGUCAAAAACAUCCAUUACAUCCUCAGCCCGAAGCCUUGGGAGGAACACGGCAGUAAUGAAGGGGAUCCCACCCACGCGUGGUGGUGGGCAUUCACUCGAGAUCGACGCCAGGAUGAGAAACAGAGGGGGAUCGACGAUGGGUUCUGA
This is a messenger RNA of Penicillium lagena, 648 nucleotides long. Its product is annotated as glycosyl transferase family protein. The coding region runs from base 1 to 648 and encodes 215 amino acids. NCBI's taxonomy places the organism in Eukaryota, Fungi, Ascomycota, Eurotiomycetes, Eurotiales, Aspergillaceae. The transcript has 3 exons. The record is from RefSeq and is a predicted model, not a curated record. Gene Ontology annotation, molecular function: glycosyltransferase activity.